Messenger RNA from Gryllus bimaculatus (two-spotted cricket), 347 nucleotides. The record is from the annotation of a GenBank genome assembly. NCBI's taxonomy places the organism in Eukaryota, Metazoa, Arthropoda, Insecta, Orthoptera, Gryllidae.
GCCGCUGUGUUGCAGGUCAUCAGCCAUGCCGUCUUGCAGUGCGAUGGUGUCCUGCGCGCUCUUGCUUGGCGUCGCGCUGUUGCUGGCGGUGUCUCGCUCCACCCACGCCUCUCCGCUCUCCAGCCAGAGUUACCUGCCAGCCAUGGACCCCGAGCCGGAUUCCGAGUACAUGCUGGAGAUGCUGGCACGGAUGGCGCGUCUCGGCCAGUCACUCAUCACGCCCAACGACGUUGAGAAGUGAGUGGGACGCCUGCCACUGCCGACACGGGGGCAUUUCAACGCCAGGCUCCCUUGCAGUCAAGUCUCCACUUCUCUUCCUUCCGCCCGGUUCACUUCCUUCAGCGCAG